This is a messenger RNA of Boleophthalmus pectinirostris (great blue-spotted mudskipper), 531 nucleotides long. Its product is annotated as platelet glycoprotein Ib alpha chain-like. The record is from RefSeq and is a predicted model, not a curated record. The transcript has 4 exons. Lineage: Eukaryota; Metazoa; Chordata; Actinopteri; Gobiiformes; Gobiidae.
AUGAUGCUGCGUUGGUCUACAACAGCACCACCUAAAACAACUCCACCAACACCACCUAAAACAACUCCACCAACACCACCUAAAACAACUCCACCUAAAACAACACCACCUAAAACAACUCCACCUAAAAACACCACCUAAAAACAACUCCACCUAAAACAACUCCACACAUCCACAUCUACAGCACCACCUAAAACAACUCCACCUAAAACUCCACCAGCUACAACAGCACCACCUAAAACAACUCCACCUAAAACAACACCACCUAAAACAACACCACCUAAAACAACUCCACCUAAAACUCCACCACCUAAAACAACACCACCUAAAAAACAACACCACACAUCAGCACCACCUAAAACAACUCCGCCUAAAACAACUCCACCAGCACCACUUAAAACAACUCCACCUAAAUCAACAACACCUAAAACAACUCCACCCACAGCUACAUCACCAGCUACAUCACUACGUCCACAUCAGCUCCACCUAAACCAGCCCCACCACAUCUACAUCUACACCAGCUCCACUUAA